CGGCUGAGAGCGGGCGCGUUUUGACCCUCCGUCGGCUCAGCUGCCGCAGCACCGGAUAUGCGGCAGGCAUGGAAUCUCUACGCGCGUAUGGUGCGCGAUCACCCGUUGAAGACGCAGAUGAUCACCACGGCCACUGUGAUGCUUUCGGGAGACCUGAUCGCCCAGAAGGUGGUCGAACGCCGGUCCAGCAUCGACGUUCCUCGAGCGGCGAGGUUCUUCACCAUGGGCGUCGUAUUUGUCGGUCCCGUCGUCCGUGGCUGGUACCUCAUCCUCGAACGGGUUGUCGGCAGCGGGGCCAGCAGUGCGUUGGUCAUCAAGAAAGUGCUCCUAGACCAAACUAUAUUUGGUCCCUUGUUUGUGCCCAGCUUAAUGGUGGGUCUGGGCGUACUGCAGCGUCGCUCGUGGGACGACAUCCAGCAAUCAGUGCGCGCUAACUAUCUGCAGAUCCUGAAGACCAUGUACAUGAUCUGGCCCGUGGCGCAGUUCGUCAACUUUAAGUUUGUGCCCCUCAGCUACAGGCAGCCGUUCGGCAGUUGUGUGGCUAUCGUGUGGAACACUUAUUUGGCCGGUAAAGCCAAUCGAACGAAGAGGACGUGCCAUGGAGAAGUGACUUCGAAGUUGGCGGACUUGAAAGCUUGCGUGCCAAGCACAAGUAGCUGAUGAGUGAAACACGUGCAGCCUCUACGACCGCUGAGGCAAAGAGAUAAUGGAAGUGAAAAUCAGUUGGAAGCGAACUGCCAAAGCCUGACUUUGCGCUGCGGGAAAGGAGGGAGUGAAAGAAAAAUAUUUAUUUAUGCAUUGCUAAUUCUGUACAGGAUCUUAACUAGAGGGUCAUAUAUAUGAACAAAAUUUACAUAUUUUAAUAAGAACAAGCAUAUCUCAAAAUAAAUUCCUUAUUAGAAUUAUAGCACACAAAAUACAUCACACAACUAAACAGAACGUGUCAUUGUGUUCGCUGUUAUCAAACUGCGAACGUUACCCUGGAUGAUCAAGAGGAAUUUAUCCAGUGAUGUUCUGUUGAUUUAAGAAGGCCUGUAGAAGAUAUACUUAUUAGACUAUCUUGUUGUGCGUGGCAGAAAUGAAUACCCAGAACUGUCAGUGUGGAACCACCAAUGUUUGAGUGUCGGCGUCUUGUUGGUCUUUUGUCUGAAAUUGAGGCGUAUUUACGUGUGUAUCUUGACCGGGCGGUCAAUUAGCUGAUGCGUGAAUUUUAGGCGUGCUCGUCGAACUCAAUUCUGCAAUGGAAGAAUUCCUGUGUUUAGCAACUGGGUAGGUGAGUUAGUAAAUGUAAAUUUAUUGUAGAUAAUUACAGCCGCCUUCCUUUGUAUACCUCUUGGUUUGUUUGUAUCCGGUUUAGUAAAAGGUACCAUAUGUACGGCAUCGCACGUCCACGUUAUAUACUAGUAAAUUUAUUUUCCGACGUGCAAGACCUAGUGGACUAGUUAUGUGCAAGAGGCACUUUAAAGCUGCUGAAAAGGCGUCGUCUACGUGAAGCCCAUCAUGUUAUGGAUAUGCUAUCAUACGUGGCGAUGAGUGGGGAAAGUGGAAGUUUCCCGUAGUGAGCGAUACGCGACAGUGACGUCACCAUGUAGUCAAAAGUGUAUUGUGAUCGAUAUCUACAGCACGUCCACAAAAUCUCCACGUCAUGAAGACCCAGUUCC
Messenger RNA from Dermacentor silvarum, 1661 nucleotides. RefSeq names its product protein Mpv17. Gene Ontology annotation, cellular component: membrane; cytoplasm. The transcript has 2 exons. Bases 58 to 660 code for a protein of 200 amino acids. The record is from RefSeq and is a predicted model, not a curated record. Lineage: Eukaryota; Metazoa; Arthropoda; Arachnida; Ixodida; Ixodidae.